This is a messenger RNA of Cyclopterus lumpus (lumpfish), 2863 nucleotides long. It is a transcript of the gene scdb, whose product is annotated as stearoyl-CoA desaturase b. Gene Ontology annotation, cellular component: endoplasmic reticulum membrane. Gene Ontology annotation, biological process: unsaturated fatty acid biosynthetic process; response to fatty acid. Lineage: Eukaryota; Metazoa; Chordata; Actinopteri; Perciformes; Cyclopteridae. Gene Ontology annotation, molecular function: palmitoyl-CoA 9-desaturase activity; iron ion binding; stearoyl-CoA 9-desaturase activity. The record is from RefSeq and is a predicted model, not a curated record. The transcript is spliced from 6 exons. The coding region runs from base 320 to 1324 and encodes 334 amino acids.
UUCAUCAGAUUAGAAAGCCAUAUAGAUCAAGAGGUUGAUUUGACAGGCGUAAACAUAUUUUAAGUUAUUCUGAUUGUGAAAAAAAACGGAGGGUGGGUAACGUAAGCAAACAGCCAAUAGGGCAUUCAGAACCUGUGGCAUCAAUUUCCUCGUCGACCAGUUGCUUUAAAACGACCUCAGCAUCGCAGUGAGGACUUCAGUCACCGGGGAUCACCGCACCAGUCACUCGCCUUUUAUUGCUGCCACCUCCCGGAUCCCCUGCAGCUCGGAAGCCUUCCUCCACAGCACAGCACACGAAACCCCUUCUGAGAAAAAGAAAAUGACUGAAACGGAAACCAGGACGCAUCACGAUGGCAAGCAACAGAUCCGACGUGCCGUGGCAGAAACCUCGUCGGUGGAGGAUGUUUUUGACGACACCUAUAAAGAACAAGAGGGUCCCAAACCGCCGACGAUGCUGGUGUGGAGAAAUAUAAUUCUGAUGUCCGUCCUUCAUGUCGCAGCUCUUUAUGGACUGGUUCUUCUUCCAUCCGCCUCGGUUUCAACUCUUGCAUGGACUGCAGUGUGUUACCUCAUCAGUGCUCUCGGUGUGACUGCUGGUGCACACAGAUUAUGGAGCCACAGAUCCUACAAGGCCUCUUUUCCUCUGCGAGUCUUCCUCGCUCUCGCCAACUCCAUGGCCUUUCAGAAUGACAUAUAUGAGUGGGCGAGGGACCACCGUGUCCACCACAAGUACUCAGAGACGGACGCAGACCCCCACAAUGCCACACGGGGUUUCUUCUUCGCCCACAUUGGUUGGCUGAUGGUUCGCAAACAUCCCGACGUCAUUGAAAAGGGCAAAAAACUGGAGCUGUCCGACCUGAAGGCCGAUAAAGUGGUUAUGUUCCAGAGACGGCACUACAAGCUCUCUGUGGUGAUCCUCUGCUUCGCCGUGCCAAUGUUUGUGCCCUGGUACUUCUGGGGUGAAUCCUUGUCUGUGGCAUACUUCGUCCCUGGAUUCCUAAGAUACGCUGUGAUGCUCAACGCCACCUGGCUGGUCAACAGCGCUGCACACAUCUGGGGCAACAGGCCUUAUGACAAGACCAUCAACCCGAGGGAAAACCUAAUAGUUGCUCUCAGUGCCAUCGGAGAAGGCUUCCACAACUACCACCACACAUUCCCUUUUGACUACGCCACGAGUGAGUUUGGCUGCAAGCUAAAUCUCACGACUGCCUUCAUAGACACCAUGUGCUUCCUGGGUUUGGCCAAGGACCCCAAGAGGGUGUCGAAGGAAGUUAUCACUGCUCGCGUGCAGCGGACGGGUGAAGGCAGCCACAAAAGUGGCUGAGUCACACUAGCCACUAGCUCUGAAACUGAUACCUAUGUGUCGAACCAAGACAGAACGUAGCAACGGGUAUAGCAGAAUUUCAGUGGUGGUUAGGGUUGAUUCCCAUGCUUCUGAAUAUAAGAUAAACCUCCUCCUGAGACUAAUAUUGGCUUUUGAGAGUUGUAGACUUUCCAUAAAUGUGUGGGUCUCUUUUUAAGUUUUGAAGUGUCCUCACCAACUAUUAGUCACAGCCAGUGACCUGGCUACAUGUCCAAGCACAGCUUUUCACCAUAAUAUAUAAAACUGGCACAAAGAGAAUGAAAUGUGUUAAUUGGGAUUAAAGUCUCUCUUGGCAGCAGUAGGACAACCAGAAUAAGUGUGUAAAAGCAGUGAUUACAGAAUAAUUUACUGUACAGCUUAUUUGUUAACGUGCUAUUUAUUAAUAGUUUGUGGCACUUUAAAAGCUUUAUUGAAACUUUUAACAACGAUGUUUCUCUACAUGCGAUACUGAGGGCCUUUCGCUCUAACUUCUGUCAAUACUGCUUUGUCUCAUUCCAAAAGGAGUGGAGUUUCAUCUUUAUUUUUGUCUGUCUAUUAUAAGCUACGGUUUUCUUUAUGUUUUGGUAAGAUAUUAGUCUUACUAAAUCAUAAGCUGCUGUGUUCAAGGCCAACACCGAGACAGUUAACUCAAUUGAACUGCCCUUAUUUAUCAUACCUGAGUAACCCUGUGUGAAUACAGUACAGAUGUGUUAUACUUUGGGCUAUUUUCACACCCACUGUCUUCAACUGUACAAGAGGGUUUUUUAAUGAGGACAAAACUUUCUGGAGUAACGCAUUGUAUACCUCUGGUUGAGUAGUGAAGACUCCGACUGAAACAGAACCAGACUUCUAAUUCUUAACCUGAAAACAGAGAUAUAUAUAUAUAUAUAUAUUUACAUUUAUUUUGUAUUCAUUUGAAAUACACUCAGAGAUAAGCUCUCCCUCAGACAAGGCAAAUGAAAGAUUUACCUUUUGUGCUGUGUAAUGAUAUAUUAUUGAAACGUGUCAGGACUCUUGACCGAAUGCCUUAUGUGGGUUGCACACCUGAUGAAAAAUUAAAAGUGCAAGUUAUGGAAAUAAAUUAGGGCUUAAAUUGAACCACAGUUGUUUUGUGUCUGUCUGUUUUUAAGGAACACUUCAAAAAUUAAAAUCCCGUAUUUAUAAUGAAAAAGAGGGACCAAUCAACAACAUAUUUUAAAAAACCAAAAGGGUUACUGUAAUUUAACAUUUGUGUAACCAAACAAAUAUGUUGCUCUAAAACAAGAUCCAAACUUAUAUCAUUGAUGAUAAUGUUGUGAUAUUUGCCACACUUCCACUUUUAAUGAGUAACACUUUUUUACAGUGUUAACUUCUUGAAGUUUGAAUGCCUUAAAAAUGGCACUUAAUUUAUUUUUAAAUAUUUUUGCCCACUGUGUACGUAAAUAAACCAAAUUUUCUACUUGUGACAAAAUAUGUUUUGCUGUUUUUGUUGGAAUUCUGUAAUAGUCCUUAUUCCUAUACUGAAUAAAAAUAUGACCAUAC